Molecule: messenger RNA, 2121 nt
Organism: Raphanus sativus (radish)
Lineage: Eukaryota; Viridiplantae; Streptophyta; Magnoliopsida; Brassicales; Brassicaceae
Exons: 14
Coding region: 151-1728 (525 amino acids)
Cellular component (GO): chloroplast envelope
Source: RefSeq, a predicted model, not a curated record
CUAUUCAUUCAUUCGGAAAAAUCCGAAAGCUUCGAUUUUGAGCCAUAUAAAACGUCUCCCAUGGCGGAAACUCGAUUUUGAGCCAUAUAAAGCUUCGAUUUUGAGCCAUACAAAGAAGAAGAAGACAGACUUUAAGCUGUAACUAAGAGAAUGGCUUCUGUGUCGACAUGCUUAAUCGUCUCCCCUAGGCUAACUCCAUCCGUCUUCUUUUCUAAAAAGUCUUUGACUUUGACUCGCCUCAGAUCUCCCGUUGAUCAUCACUCCUUCCCCAGAAUCUCAACGAAUAGGUUUCCGAGCUCUCACCGGAAGCUCACCAGCCACGGAAUCGCGGUGGUUAAGGCGGCGAGCAUAGAUAAAGUUAGCGGCGGCGCAAUCAAACCAGGAGGACUUGUGGAGAGCGACAAGUUACCAACAGAUGUUCGGAAACGAGCGAUGGAAGCUGUGGACGAGUGUGGUCUGAGAGUUACUGUCGGUGACGUGGCUAGCAGAGCUGGAUUGAAAGUUACCGAAGCUCAGAAAGCGCUUCAAGCUCUCGCGGCUGAUACUGAUGGGUUUCUCGAGGUGUCGGAUGAAGGUGAUGUGCUUUAUGUAUUCCCAAGGGACUAUCGAUCUAAGUUAGCUACCAAGUCGUUAAGGAUACAGAUUGAACCGUUUCUUGAUAAGGCUAAGGGUGCUUUAGAUUACCUGACUCGUGUUUCGUUUGGGACGGCGCUUAUUGCGUCUAUUGUUAUUGUCUACACUUCAAUUAUACUCUUACUUUCAAGCAGAAGUGAGGAUGAUAAUCGUCAAAGGAGACGCGGGCGUGGAUAUGAUUCUGGAUUCAACUUCUAUUUCAACCCUGUUGAUCUAUUUUGGUACUGGGAUCCCUAUUAUUACAGAAGGCGACGAGCCCGAGAAGAUGAGGAAAAGGGAAUGAAUUUCGUUGAAUCUGUUUUCUCCUUUGUAUUUGGAGAUGGAGACCCAAAUGAAGGAAUCGAAGAAGAGAGGUGGCAGAUGAUUGGGAGGUAUAUAACAUCUAGAGGAGGUGUUGUUGCAGCUGACGAACUUGCUCCAUACCUUGAUCUGCCAUCUUCCAAGAGUGCUACGAACGAUGAAUCUUACAUUCUUCCUGUUCUUCUUCGGUUUGAUGGUCAACCUGAGUUGGAUGAAGAGGGAAACAUUCUGUAUCGCUUUCCGUCGCUGCAACGCACAGCUUCUGGGUCUAGUAGACGAAAAGAAUACGUGGGAAGAUGGUUUGACUUUGUUGCAGAUAUGGAGAAGUUCUUCAAGGAGAAAAAGUGGCAGUUCAGUAAAACUAGUUCGACCGAGAGAGCAAUGGUCAUUGGCCUAGGCGCGGUUAAUCUCUUUGGUGUCAUUGUUCUAAACACCCUGCUAAAGGAGAUGGCGUUCAGACCAAGUGGAUUUAUUACAUUUGUUAAAAACAUAUAUCCACUUCUUCAGGUAUACGCAGGUUCAUUCUUUGUCAUCCCUUUGGUUCGGUGGUUGUCAGUGAAGAGGAAGAAUGAUCAGAUAGAGAAUCGAAACAAAGCGCGGCUACAAUUUGCACGAGCACUUGAGUCUCCAGAUAUCUCACUACGGCGUAAGUUACUGAGCGCAAGGGAUAUGGCUCAGAAUACAGUAAUAGGGAAGGAGAGGAUAGUGUACAGUACAGAGAGAGAUAUGAUUGAACAAGACUAUGAGGCAGAGGAAUGGGACAGAAGAUUCCGAGAAGUGGAUAAAUCAGAUUGACAAAUGUAAAAAAAAAAAAAUCUGGGGACUUGUGACAGCAACUCAGACUUCAUCCGCAAGCACAGAACUGUCUCUCCUAUAGCUUUACUUAAGCAAUCAUCAAGUUCCUGCGGAUGGGACACAAGGCAUGGGGUACAUAACCUAUAUAGACAUUCUAAGUCUCUUUGGGAAAGAAAAUCAAAUAGGUUUUCAUAGGGUGAAGACCAUAUCGUGAUGCUUCAGAGCUCUCUCUCUAACACAAGUAACAAAACCAUACCUGCAAGCUUGGUCUUGUUUUAUAAUAAUCAAAGAGUAAAUUGCUUGUUGCAGAGAGUUUCCAACAAUAGGUUAUUAUGUAGAGUGAUUUUGUGGAUACAAAAGUCCAUUUAUUGUUCAUGAUAUACUCUCUUUGUA